This is a messenger RNA of Theobroma cacao (cacao), 608 nucleotides long. Its product is annotated as auxin-induced protein 15A-like. Gene Ontology annotation, biological process: response to auxin. The record is from RefSeq and is a predicted model, not a curated record. Lineage: Eukaryota; Viridiplantae; Streptophyta; Magnoliopsida; Malvales; Malvaceae.
GCAUGUUGAUUCCAAGCCACCAAGGCCCCUUUAAGCCUUGUAUAAAGAAGUCAAGUAAGAUGCUUGCAAACUCAUGUAAAGCAAAAGCAAAAGCAAAAGGAAAAACAUGUCCAUGGCCAAGCUUAGAGCUUCUGGCAUGAAGAUUGUGGCAGAAAAGCUACAAGUUUGCGGCGAUCGAUCAGGUUCAUCAGUCAAAGGUGUGAAGGGAGGACACUUUGCGGUGUUUGCAGUAGAAAAUGACAAGACAAAGAGGUUCAUUGUCCCUUUGAGUUAUCUAAACCAUCCUGGCUUCUUGGUGCUGUUGGAGCAAGCUGCGGAAGAAUUUGGCUUUGUCCAGAAAGGAGCUCUUCGCGUUCCUUGCCAAUGGAGUGAGAUGGAGAGGUUAUUAGCUGGAAAUGCUAGGAGGAUAUGAAUCCCUCUGCUACAAUGCAUGCAUGCGUGCUUUGCUCAAUUUCAUAUUCAAUUUCCUCCCAUUUCUGCAAAAAUUUGCUCCCAAUUAUGUCUUGUUUUUCCCUUUGUUGCCUUUCUUUUCUGAUAUAUUUGCUGGAUUACAAUAAAUUACUAAUGGCCCUUUGAUACAUCUAUCAAUUUAGGAAUUAGUUGAAAUU